Messenger RNA from Anoplophora glabripennis (Asian longhorned beetle), 1629 nucleotides. RefSeq names its product probable DNA primase large subunit. NCBI's taxonomy places the organism in Eukaryota, Metazoa, Arthropoda, Insecta, Coleoptera, Cerambycidae. Gene Ontology annotation, biological process: DNA replication, synthesis of primer. Gene Ontology annotation, cellular component: alpha DNA polymerase:primase complex. The transcript is spliced from 4 exons. Bases 47 to 1429 code for a protein of 460 amino acids. The record is from RefSeq and is a predicted model, not a curated record.
CAAAAAAUAAAAAUAGUAUGCAUGCAAACAUAAAAAUGUUUCCAAAAUGACGUUUUAUUUAAAACCUCCCCGAGGUUUAGUAAAUUUACACGUUUUCCAGACCUGUGUUGAAGAGAGACUAAACUGCUAUGAUAAUAUCAACAGAAAUAACAAUGCAGAUGCAGAAAUAUGUAAUUUUCAUUGCUUGGUCGAAGAUAGCCCUUUAGACAGAACUGGACAUUACUUGUUCAGACUUUACGCAUACUUGAGCACUGACUUUCGACGGAUCUUUUUAGAGAAUGAAAAGAAGUUAUUAUUGCUGCGAUUGCUAUGUUAUAAGAAAGAAGAUAUUAAAUAUUUCCUUAAGAGGCUAUUGAAACAUUCAAAGGAAUGUGUAACUCAAGAUAACGUACAUGUAACCGUAAAAGAUAUGUACUUAUUAUUUAUUUCUCUCUGUUCGCAAAUGUUAAAUCGAGAAUAUUUGAAUCAUAUUAUUAAAGAAGUUCACGUAGGUUCAGAAUGUGAAGGAUUCACAUUAAAAGUUCCAUUUUAUCAAUGUGCUUCUUUAAUUGUUCACAGAGAAGUGAAUUUGAAAAAUGGAUUUGUAGAAAUAAAAUGCACAGAUUGGAAGAGAUUAUUUUUAUCUGUUUAUGAAACUUACCUGAGGAGAGCUUUAACUGAAAUGAAAUACAGCCAAAAUGUACGACUCGCAGUAAAUGAUGUAAGGAUAAGAAGCACUUUUAAAGUUAUACAAAAUCAUUGGUUUAAAAACGAAGGCAGCGAGAACGAUAGUAGACUUAAUUUUAAUAUUUCCAAUAUUGAUGCCGAAUCCAAAUUAUUUCCUCUGUGCGCGUUAAAUCUGUAUAAAGUAUUACAGAAAACUAAUAGGUUGUCUCAUAAUGAUAGGUUUGAUUUUAGUUUGUACAUGAAAGGAAUUGGAAUAUCGUUGAGGGACUCAUUAAAAUUUUGGGAAAAUACUUACACUAGACAACAUAGUUCUUGUUCAAAAUGUUCGCAUAAUUGGAAGGACAAUGAGAAACGUUAUAUUUAUGGGAUACGUCACUUGUAUGGUCUUGAAGGAUCAAGAAAGAAUUAUACAGUUAGGUCUUGCAACUUCUUUCAAGAAAAAAUACUCUCCGCUACAGAAGAUGGCGGGUGUCCUUUCAAACAUUUCGAUGAUAGUAAUCUAAGACAAGUGUUACAAAAACUCCUUCCUAGCAAAGAGGAUGAUGUCGAAGUUAUGAUAUACGAAAGGAAAGAGAAUCCUAGUUUAGCUUGCAAAUUAUUUUAUGAAAAUGUUUUUAAAAUUAUUACUGAUAAUUGCAUUGCCGACAAUAUUAGUUUCAGCAACCCUGUAGAAUAUUAUCUGUCUCUGAAAAAACAUAUUAGUAAAAACAGUAUAGACAGUGCCAUUCAGGCUGUAGGACCGGUGGCAGUUGGUGAAAAAUAGUCAUAUUUUGAUAAUAGUUUCUUGCAUCAAUACAUAAAGAUAAAUGAAUUAAUCCAUACAAAGGAAAUAUGUUUCACCUAUACCUCUGACUUUCGGCACAUACAGAUGUAUAUUUUUUAAUCUCAGUGUGAUAAAAUUGAUCUUUAUUUUAUAUAAUUUUAUAAAAAAUUCUUGUGUUAUUGAUCUAUCAAUUUGUAGGA